AUGAGUUGCAAGUUUGUUUGCAAAUCAUGGAGCGAUCUGAUAGAAGGGGGUGACUUUUCGACGUCGUACAUUCCGAAAACAUGCCUUGCUUUUGGACAUCAAGACACGGGAUACGCGGUCUGUGACGAUGCAUGUGAGCCACUUUUCCAAUUCCGCUUGGCUCAACCAGGUUUUACUCACAAUCUUAAUUGCGUUGCAAUUGAUUCAGUCAAUGGUUUGAUUUUAGUGUGGGAUAAAGGCCGUUAUGAUGAAUUUAUUCUUUGCCUGGUUAAUCCAUUGACUCGUGAAUAUAUCGAGCUUUCUCAUUUGCACUUACACAACAGUGUAUUCGGAUUUGGAGUGAGUAAAUUAAGUGGGCAGUAUAAGAUUUUAUUAGGCGAUCGAUGGAGGCCACGUCAUAUAUACACGGUAGGAGGAGAAGGGUUGUUAAGAAGCAUUGCAGAAAAAGUAGAACCACCUAGACAGUCUGCUGAUGGUGAUGCUAAGUUUUUUAACGGAAAUCUUCACUGGUUGGCAUCUUUUCCUGACGUGGUGUGUUGCUUUGAUCUUGAAACCGAGGUUUUCAUCAGUUUUUCUCGUCCUCCUAAAGAUCAUCAUGGUGGCCACCGCAGAUAUGGUGGAUGUAGGCUAUUCAUUUUGGAGGAUUCGCUAUGUUUAUGCGACAUUUCAGAUAAUUUGCAUGUUCUUAUUUGGAAGAUGAUCAACUAUGGAGAUGCGAACUCUUGGGUAAAGGAAUAUACCUUUGACCAACAACCAUAUAUGAGUGAAAGUGCACGACCAAAUAUCACGAAUUAUGUUUUGCCUCUCAAAGUUUUGGAAAAUGGUGACUUGUUGUUCGCAGUAAAUACUGAUAAACGACUUUUUAUCUACGACAAACGUACGGAUGGUGUUGAGACAUUUGGUCGUCUUCAACGAUCUCUAUAUUGUUAUUUUCCCAAUAUCACCAUUUAUACCCCAACCUUUCUUUCUCUAAAAAGCAUGGGUAUUGACAAUGCAGGGUUAUCAAAUUUUUAUUAG
This is a messenger RNA of Salvia splendens (bonfire salvia), 1017 nucleotides long. Its product is annotated as putative F-box protein At1g33530. The transcript has a single exon. The record is from RefSeq and is a predicted model, not a curated record. Lineage: Eukaryota; Viridiplantae; Streptophyta; Magnoliopsida; Lamiales; Lamiaceae. The coding region runs from base 1 to 1017 and encodes 338 amino acids.